AUGUGGAAAGGGAUUUGGAAGCUCCGUCUCCCCAAUGCUGUGAAGAAUUUUCUUUGGUGUUUGGUGAAAGGAAUCCUCCCAGUCAGAACAAACUUGAUUAAGAAAGGUAUGUCCAUUGACCCUUGCUGUCCGCUAGGCUUCUCUACCUGCGAAUCGGAGAACCGUCUCUUUCUAAACUGCAACAUCGUGAAGUUGGUCUGGUUUGCUCCUUCCUUGGGGUUCUGCAUUCCUAAUAACACCGGGGUUAGGGAAUGGCUUCUGAACUGGUUUAGAUGCUCUGAUGAUAGAGGCUUGGUUUUGGCGUGUGCCACGGUUUGGAAAAUUUGGCAGGCGAGAAACUCUCUUCUAUUCCAGCAUAAACCUUUUACCCCAUUGGAAGUGGCGAAGAAUGCUUUGGCUAUGGCUGCAGAAGUCCUUGACAUAAGUGGCACUCAUGGGGCUGGUGGGCUAGAGCUGGGUUUGAGUGUUCCGUUGGGAGUGGAUUUUGUUGUGCCAGUUGAUGCAGGGUGCUUUCCGGAUGGUUCGAUGGGCUGGGGAUGCGUGGUUAAAGAUUCUUCGGGUGCGGUGUGCUUUAGCGCUUGCAAGAAACAACACAUCUCUGUUCUUGUUAUUGUGGUUGAAGCAAUGGGCGUGAGGUUUGUUAGAAGGGCAUAUAUUGCUGAAGCCCAUGAGCUUGUUGGUUUUGCUAGGACUUUUGGUAACAAAACCUGGCAUAACUUGUAUCCCUCUGUUUGA
This is a messenger RNA of Vicia villosa (hairy vetch), 735 nucleotides long. RefSeq lists its product as uncharacterized. NCBI's taxonomy places the organism in Eukaryota, Viridiplantae, Streptophyta, Magnoliopsida, Fabales, Fabaceae. The coding region runs from base 1 to 735 and encodes 244 amino acids. The transcript has 2 exons. The record is from RefSeq and is a predicted model, not a curated record.